This is a messenger RNA of Pteropus alecto (black flying fox), 2524 nucleotides long. RefSeq names its product THAP domain containing 3 (gene THAP3). Lineage: Eukaryota; Metazoa; Chordata; Mammalia; Chiroptera; Pteropodidae. The transcript has 4 exons. The record is from RefSeq and is a predicted model, not a curated record. Bases 1123 to 1695 code for a protein of 190 amino acids.
CCCUGCCACUCCACUCCAGCAUGUGGCCUUCUGAAACGCACCUCAGAUUUAACAUCUGACGUAUAAAGCCAAACAUCUGAGGCCCAAACCUGCCCCUCCUCCAGCCUUCCCCAUCUUAUUAUUAUUAUUUUAAAUGCCUACAGCACCUGGUCUUCCUAGGUGGUCUCCCAUCCAAGUACUAACCGGGCCUGACCCUGCUUAGCUUCCGAGAUCAGACGGGAUCGGGCGUGUUCAGGGUGGCAUGGCCGUAGACAAGCCUCCCCCGUCUUAAUAUACCACACUCCCGCCUUCUCUGCUUCACUGCCCACAGGCAAACCUUACGGCAGAGCUUUCGAAAUACGUCCAGAUCUGCCCGCUUAGUACCUUCUUCUGCUGACACCCUGGUCCCAGCCACCAUGUUCGCUCCGAUUGUCACCCUCCGCCCAGAGCCUCCCAGCCUGCCGUCUGCUUGAGGCCCGUGUCCUUCGGUCCCCACUGCUCCUCUUGCUCUGUCUCAGCCAAACCUGCCUCUGACCGCUCCUCAAACACGCCUGUCGCAGGGUCUUUGCUCCCGUUCUUCCUUCUGGUCCCCACGUGGGCCGUGCUCCCACUUCCUGCAGCCUCCUGCGCGGUCUCCCCAGCACUGCUGCUUUCGCUCCCACACAGUCCGCAUCUGGUUGGUUUACCAUCCGUGUCCCCGUUUCUAGACAGCCGGCUCCAUGGGCGCGGGCCUCUGACUUCCCCUCCCCAAGGCCCAGAGCAGGUCCUCCCCCCUGCAGCAGGGCCCCCAGAGCAGGGCCCCCCAGCAGGCUCCCGAGGGAAUAGGUGAAAGUUCACCAGGCAGACGUAGCGUCGGGAACAGGUCUCUGGCCAUGAUCAUGGUCUCCAGUUUCUUGCUGAGGAUGCCGUGAACAGCCAUGGCAGAAGCCUCCGGAAACUGGACGUGGCCGAGCAGAGCGAGGUUGCUGGAUGUCCCAUGUUGUCCAGGAGCAUGGGGUGUGUGGGGUGUGGGGUGGGGUGGUGUGAAGUCCCAGGAUACUCAGAGGUGCUGAGCUCCGUGUCAUUCCCUCCCCCCCGCCUCCUGCUGUGCCCCCCAGGUUCCCGUUCAGCCGGCCGGAGCUGCUGAAGGAGUGGGUGCUGAACAUGGGCCGGGCCAACUUCAAGCCCAAGCAGCACACAGUCAUCUGCUCCGAGCACUUCCGGCCCGAGUGCUUCAGCGCCUUCGGGAACCGCAAGAACCUGAAGCACAAUGCUGUGCCCACGCUGUUUGCCUUUCAGGACGCCACGCAGCAGCUCCGUCUCUUACAGCUGGUGAGGGCAGACGCAGACCCGGCCAGCGAGGGCGGGAACGCCGACUCUGAGAAGGAAAAGGUUCUCCCCAGGGUGGGGGCCGGGGAACACGGCCCGGAGAGAAAGAUGGACACAGCACUCGAAGCCCUGCAGCUGCCCCCCAGCUCUGGACGUCCUGUAGGACAGGUCCUGCCACACAGACCAGAAGCCACCGAGGCCCCUGGCCGGCCAGCCAGCCCCCCACAGCCGUCAGAUCACAGCUAUGCCCUUUUGGACUUGGACACCCUAAAAAAAAAACUCUUCCUGACCCUGAAGGAGAAUGAAAAGCUCCGGAAGCGCUUGAAGGCGCAGAGGCUGGCGAUGCGGAGGGUGUGUGGCCGCCUGCAGGCCUCCAGGGCCGGGCCGCGGCCGGAGCCACAGAGCUGAGCCGGGUGGCCGGCUUGUUGGAGCCCUCAGGAGGUGGGGCGUGACUCCUGCUGCAGACGGAGGGGCAGCGAGGUGUGCCAGGCCCAGCCCCGGUGAGGAGCCCAGCUCAGCCUCAGGUGGCCUCGAGCUGGGAGUGGGCAGGGCUGUGAGCAUGACGAACUUGGUUGUCAGGGAGGUGACAGCCCCAGCUGUCUUUCAGCACAAGUUAGGUGCGUGUCCUUGGAGCACGGCAUGAGCUGUCCCGAGCCAGUGAGGAAGAAGCACAUUUCCUCGUGGGGCAGCUGUGUCCAGGGACGGGCUUGUGCAUUGGGUCACCCCCACGGUGGGGACGAGGGCUGACGCAGGCAGAGGGCAUGGUCCCCUCCCUCGCCUGGACAGCCGACUCUCUAAGUGGCCGAGACCGGCCCCCUUUCCUGGCCCGGUUGGAGGGAACGACAUAAUAAAGCGUCUUCCUGCACCGGUUCCCUUCCCUUACUGAAAGACAAGCACGGAUUCGAGGUUCUCUCCCGCAUGCUCUGUUGCCGCUGAGAAGACCAACUUCGGGUUCCUGUUGGAGAGCAGGCAGGGUGUGACCGCCUUUGACUACAAGAAAGGGAUUUUAGUUAAAAAAAAAAACAAAAAACCCAAAUAACUAGUCUAAGAGAUUUCCUAAUUCUGGACUCUCUUAGGUACUUGUCUAAUGUAGAAAACUGAACCGCAGCUUCGAGUUAAGCAUCAUGGUUUAAAAUGUGGUUUAAACAGUGAAGAAUGAGGAUGGGAUGAGGCCUUUGGGGGGGGCAAUCCCUUUUGUUUGCUCCUAAUCAUGAACAUACAAUGCAUUGAAACACUG